GUGGUAUCAAAUCGAUACCAAACCUUGCGGUACCGCACACCACUUGUCUGUAGGGGGCAGUAGUAUCGCAACAUCAACGAAACCGCCGAAGAAGAAACAGCAGAAGUGUGGGGAAGUGGUGCAGACAGCUCCCGUCUUUCAAGAUGCAGACACCAGCGCAGUCAAUCAUCCACAGUGGCUAUUUCCACCCGACACUCCGAUCCUGGCAGACCUGUGCUGCCGAUCUAAGACCCGACAAUCUAAUUUACCCAAUCUUCAUCACAGACAGUCCAGAUGCAGUGGAGCCCAUCGGCAGCUUGCCAGGACAGGCAAGAUAUGGAGUGAACAAAGUGGAGGGAAUGCUGCGGCCGCUUGUGGAGAAUGGCUUGAAAUGUGUGUUGAUCUUUGGUGUCCCGGCAAAAGUAGCGAAGGAUGACAGGGGUUCGGGUGCCGACACAGACGACACGCCAGCUGUCCUGGCAGUUAAGAAAAUCAGAUCCCUGUUUCCGGAGCUGCUUGUGGCUUGUGACGUCUGCUUGUGUCCCUACACGUCACACGGACACUGUGGUAUCCUAAAUGACGACGGCACUCUGAACAAUGAUGCCAGCUGCCUGCGCUUGGCAGAAGUAGCACUGGCCUACGCUCGGGCCGGUUGUCACAUCAUCGCUCCUUCUGACAUGAUGGACGGAAGAGUCAGCGCCAUAAAACAAGCUCUGAUAUCUAAUGGUUUGGGGAACAAGGCUUCAGUGCUGAGCUACAGCGCAAAGUUUGCCUCUUGUUAUUACGGCCCCUUCAGGGAUGCCGCGCAGUCGAAGCCUGCGUUCGGGGACAGACGCUGCUAUCAGCUGCCCCCUGGAGCGCGGGGGCUCGCCAUUCGAGCCGUGGAGCGAGAUGUGAGAGAAGGAGCGGACAUGCUGAUGGUGAAACCCGGUCUGCCGUACCUGGACAUCGUGAGGGAAGUUAAGGACAAGUUUCCCACUCACCCCCUGGCGGUGUACAACGUGUCGGGGGAGUUUGCCAUGAUGUGGCACGGAGCGCAGGCCGGAGCCUUCGACCUGCGGGCCGCUGUGAUGGAGGCCAUGACCGCCUUCCGCAGGGCAGGCGCUGACAUCAUCAUCACCUACUACGCACCUCAGCUGCUCACCUGGCUGAAGGAGUAACGAAUGAACGCCUGAGGCCUGAGGACGGACGGGAGCUGACCAACAGAGAGACUCCUUCAGAACAGUCCUGAUAUUAACCGAGAGAAAUAGAACUAACUUCGCAUCUCUUUAUUCAUAGUCCUUCUUUCAGUUGCUCUACGCUAACAAGUCAAAUGGCAGCCUUGACGUGUUUAUCUGAGGGUCAGGCUGAUUUGCAGCAGUGAUUCCUGCAUCCAAGUUAAAGUUCAGUUUAAACUAUUUGAAAGGCUAAUUUGAACUGAGCUUAGAGAACGUAAAGAGGAUUGUGUCGGGGGUUUUCUAGCUCUGGCAGAUUGUCACUGAGAUCAGCAUUGAAUCAAGUCAGUGACCUGUCUUCAUGUGAGGUGAUUAUCGAAUGUUUAUGUCUAAUGUAUAUGAUAGCUGUCUGAGGUCAUCCUUCAACAGCCUCUAAUUGACCAGAGGAAAUAAAGACAUUGAUUCGGAUGUA
Molecule: messenger RNA, 1605 nt
Organism: Mugil cephalus (flathead mullet)
Lineage: Eukaryota; Metazoa; Chordata; Actinopteri; Mugiliformes; Mugilidae
Gene: alad
Product: aminolevulinate dehydratase
Exons: 12
Coding region: 144-1139 (331 amino acids)
Biological process (GO): heme biosynthetic process
Cellular component (GO): cytosol
Molecular function (GO): porphobilinogen synthase activity; zinc ion binding
Source: RefSeq, a predicted model, not a curated record